AGUGAGGGAGUGUUAAGACAAACGCCGAGGCCGUGGAGCUGGUUAAGACCAACUUUUUUGGAACAUAAUGACGAGGCCAGGGAGAGACGGACAUGAAGAUAUCAUCAGGCGACUUGCAAGACCAAAUGAAGCAAAAAGACACAAACCUGUUUUUGGACAGUCGCCUUUCACGGUAUGGACGCUGGCGCCCAUCUUAUCGCAGGGAGACAACUGCUCGCUCUCCCCCUUUUGAUCCGACAAAUUUAGUCUAGACUAGGUGCUGCUGGCCUAGAGAAUAGUUUCCUCUGUGCUGUUUUGUCGAUGCUGUAACGAUCAGCAGCGAACGUCCACUUCUUUUGUCCGCCACCUUCAAGUUUUUUUUUUGUUUUUUUAACCAGUUAGUUUGCAGACUCCCAAGAUGUUUGCCAUCGGCCUGCUCACCAUUGGAGCCAUCCCCACGACCAUUGGGGUCGCCGAGGCCAUCAGCGCCCAGAAGAAGCAGAACGCGGCCCAAAAGGAGCAGGCCAAGUUCCAUCUGACAGCAAAGCUAGCGCUGGGCGGACGCCAGCCCAUGGAGGCGUUGGUGGUGCUCAGAGAUGGAAAACUCUGGAUUGACCACCAGGAAAGUCCCGUCGAAGGACACAAGUUCACAGGAUAUUACUUCACAUAUCCAAGCGAGGAGCAGCACAAGGGGCUCGUGAGCACAAUAUCGAUCGACCCGCCCAUGCUCAAUUGGAUUUACGCCGACAAGGACACGGGCAUCAUCAAGUACGGCGGCAGAAAAGAAACGAUAGGUCAUGUGAUAGGGCCCUGGUGGUGGAAUGCAGACGAGACAUUCCUCACACUGCAAGGAAAGCCAGACUGCUUUGUGGCUGAAGAGGAUCCAGAGAGCAGCAGGUGGUUUGUGACUCUUGCGAACCGUGGAGGCUCGGGUGGUGGGGGUACAAAUGACGGAGAUCGACCUCGUCAUCGAGAUCGCCAAGACAAGGAGGAUGAAGACGAGGCAGAGGAAGACGAAGACGAAGUAGACGAGCCUGAUUAUGACAGCGUUGGAGAGCCAGCAGAGGAAGAUGAGGAUUUUGAUUGCGGGCCUCGGCGGGUCCCCAUCAGACUACGGCGGAGGAUGAUGCUAGGGAUGGAGAGCAAGUACGUUAAGAAUGACAAGAACGAGGGCUGAAAGUCAACAACGAGUUGUGUUAAAUUGGGCAAGAAAAACACCACAGAAAAAAAAAAAACACAAAUAAACACC
Molecule: messenger RNA, 1228 nt
Organism: Pyricularia oryzae 70-15
Lineage: Eukaryota; Fungi; Ascomycota; Sordariomycetes; Magnaporthales; Pyriculariaceae
Exons: 2
Coding region: 398-1156 (252 amino acids)
Source: RefSeq, a predicted model, not a curated record